Megalobrama amblycephala (Wuchang bream) is the source of this 2926-nucleotide messenger RNA. RefSeq names its product sperm-tail PG-rich repeat containing 4 (gene stpg4). NCBI's taxonomy places the organism in Eukaryota, Metazoa, Chordata, Actinopteri, Cypriniformes, Xenocyprididae. The coding region runs from base 863 to 1552 and encodes 229 amino acids. Gene Ontology annotation, cellular component: female pronucleus; germinal vesicle; male pronucleus. The record is from RefSeq and is a predicted model, not a curated record. Gene Ontology annotation, molecular function: histone binding; chromatin binding. Gene Ontology annotation, biological process: epigenetic programing of male pronucleus. The transcript has 7 exons.
AUAAUAUAGUUAUUACACAGCUAUAAAGUAUCUUUCAUGCAUCUCUCCACAUGAAAUAGAAUGGAGGAGCUUUUUGGGCAAUCCAGAACAAAAGUAUGAGAUGAUUGUUUUUAUUUUAUUUUAUUUUUUUUGUUCAAGAGCUUAUUAAAAUGACAACAGUAAACUGUGAAGCAUGGCUGUUAUUCAUGGUAUGUCAGCGUUGAAGUGCACUGGUACAGGAGACCGCUCUGACAAACAGUAAACACUGGGCCCUUCAAAUACUUGUUAGAAGCAUGUGUUCCUGGUCGCCUAGCAACAGAGCAGAACAUUCUGCCCUAAACUCCCAGAGAGAGCUGCCUUCCCUGCUUCACAGCUUCUGCUGUGUUAUUCAUGUGUGACAAACCCUUACAAAUGGAUGUGUCAUAUGCCUCUUACAUGAUAGAAAUAAUAAAACUCAUUUUAUUUUGUGUCGCCUAGAUAGAUCCCAUUCAAAGCAUGGGAAAUUUAUUGUGCAACUCAGAUUAAUUGAACUCGUUUAAUUUAAUACCUUAGGAGAAAUUAAAACAGACAUACGUAUGUAUACAUACAGUACAAAAGUACAGAGUACAAUAAUUGUGGAUAGCAGCUCAGAAUAACUUGGCCUUGAAAAAUAUGUAUGAAAUUUUAGAUUUUUGAUCAGAGAAUUUGAUGAACAAACUCGUUGAGCAUUUUUUUUCAAUAUGAAACAAAUUCAGUAAAUGUAAAUAAUGAAUCAGAGAGCAAACAAAUAGCAGAAACUUGUGUAUCCAGUACUCUCGAUUAAUAGUUAAUAGUAUUAGUAUCUAAGCAACGCUUGUUGUUGUUGAGGUGUCUGUUACAGAAGACAAUCAGGAUCGACAGAACUAUGGCCACAGGAAGAGAGAAAACAUUACCCAAAGGAAAAUGUAUAGAUGGGAAACAUAAAGAAGAAACGUACACUGACAGAAGUGGUUGGUGGAGAAACACUAUUAAGAAUUAUCCCAUUCCUGGCAGUUACCACAUCCGAGACUUCAUAGAGGAGACAGGACUGAACCCGGUGCCUAAGACGUACAGCUUCAAGGGCCCCGGGCGAAACACACUCAUGUCGACCGUACGUCGAGGAGAUCUGCUGUUGCCCGGAGCAUAUAACAUUACUGACUCAACCAAUGAGGCUCUGCGGCACCAGGCAACUUACUCUUUCAAAAACUGCCCCAGACCUGACAACCACACUUUAGGCCUCAGAGAUAAGGAUAUUAACCUGUCACCCGGUCAGUAUGAUGUUACGGAGAAGCCUGUCCCCAAAUCACCCUGCAAACACGUGAUGUUCCGAUCAGCUGUACAGAGGGUCAGCUUUCUCCCGAAGGAAGGACCAGCGCCUGGACAUUACAACCCAAGGCCAAGCACAGGCAUUGCAGUCACUUCCUGCUUUAGGUCUACAGUACCACGGCUGUACAGUGUCCACUCGGGAACUCCUGGCCCAGGUGUGUAUGAGCCCACGUGGCACAAAAGCCAACGGCUCAGCACUGAGGUCAAAGUUGACUGGGCCUAUGACCUCCUUUUUCGGAACACACCAUGAACUUUGCCCUCCUGUUUGUUUUUGACCUUCCCAUAUGUAUUCCUUCUAGUAAUAUUUCCCAUUCUUUUGAAAGUAGGGUGUUGCUAGCUGGCAUGUGACUGACCUUGUUGAAAUAUGGUUGAAAUAAUGUCAAAUAUGUUAAUGUUUAAUCCUAAAUUGUUGUAAAAAGGUUAACAAAAUAUAUAUACAUUUUAUCAAGAUCUUUAUGAAAUGACAUUGAAACAACAUUGUGAUAUUAACAGUGAUUUGAUUUUAAAAAAAAAUCUAUCUCUGCUAUCUCUAAAUACUAUCUCUGUUAUGUCAUGAGCUGACUGUGUGGCAGCCCAUAUAAUGCACGAAGCUUUGUGAUGAUUCUCACACUCACAUAAUUCAUUCAGCCUGAACAAAGAGAUCAUUGUCACACAAUAAAACUGCUGUUUACAACACUCUCGCACAAUAGCUAGAUUAACCCUAUUGUCGAGGUCCUGAAUAAUUCUGCUGACAUUAAUUAUAAUGCAUAUGUGGGUUGUAUAGGCCUAUAUUUAUAUAUCUAAGAAAUAAAUGUAAUCUAUAUAGUUACUGUAUGGUCCAAAAGUCUGAGGUCAUGAGUAAAAAAAUGCAUAAAUUUCCCAUUUUUCUCAUUUAAUACAAAAUGCUUAAAAGUGCAUUCAGUUGUUUGGUGCUAAUUUAAAAAGUUGUACGCAUUAAGAAAUAUAUUGUGUUUUUGUGAAGAGUCAUAUGAAUGUUGUACAGUCACAUGAGAUGAAGACUGUACUCAUAAUAGUAUUCUAUAAAAAGUAUUUUAAUUAUAAAUGACCCACGCUGUUUUACUAAACAUAUGUUAGUAGUGUAGUGUUGUUUACUGAUACGAAAAGUGAAAAUCAGGCAACGGAACACAUUAUUGUGCCUUACGAGCCGAGCCAAUGGGAGAAUCAGGCCCGAGAAGCAGAAAAGUUCUGAAACGAGAAGACAGAAUAACCGUCAAAGACAAAAAAAAAAAAGAAUGUGAACAUCAGUGCGACAUAAACAAGGUGGAAAGAUUUGAAGAAAGAAAAUCCUGAGUAGCCCAAAUUGUUGGACAUGUAAGGGAAUUAAUUAUUGUGCAAAUCACCCUCUAUAACUUGCUAGUGCAUAAAACUCAUCAUGGCGAAAGAUGGCAGCACACCUUGUGUAUUGGUACUUAAAGUUGGCAUGAAAUGGAAGUUGCAAUAGUCCUUUCUUCCUUAUUGUGUCGUAUAUAUGAGUGAAACGGCUUCUUGAACAAGAAAAAAAUGUAGGGCGGGACUUGAUUUUGUCUAUCGGAAAUUUAUUGGAUUGUUGGAUCAUUGUUGUUUGCUAUUGGUCGAUCUCAUGAGAGUGACAGGUUGUCCCCCCUCAUGCCAGUAAACACGUCAU